Molecule: messenger RNA, 5090 nt
Organism: Equus quagga
Lineage: Eukaryota; Metazoa; Chordata; Mammalia; Perissodactyla; Equidae
Gene: LZTS3
Product: leucine zipper tumor suppressor family member 3
Exons: 4
Coding region: 1192-3249 (685 amino acids)
Biological process (GO): regulation of dendritic spine morphogenesis
Cellular component (GO): dendritic spine
Source: RefSeq, a predicted model, not a curated record
AAGGAGGCACUCACUCUCAGGGACCUGCACUUGCUGAUCCUGCACUUAAACUGCACCCUCGGUGCCUCUCUUGCCUCACCCUAGUCUCAGCCCUGCCUGUGGGGACAAACUGGCUGAGGGAGGAAGGUGGUAAAGUGCAGCUCUCCGCACCUGUGGGGGGCAGACACCAAGAGAAUGAAAUUUUACAAAGGCAGUGGGGACUGGCUUAGUGGUGAACUUUCCAACCACCUAGGGCUUUAACUCCAGGUGUGGUGGCUAGAAGAUUCCUGGAGGGCAAGAAUUUUGUCAGGCUCCACUGGUCUGGGGCCUGAUAGGAAAGACACAGCAUUAGAAGUGGGCAUCUGGGUAGAAGACAGUCCGAAGAGCACUCAAGGGGCUGUGGGGUGCCACCUGGACCCCUUCACCUCGAAUGAGGAGGGCUAUCUGCCUGGUUUCUGAUGGGAGUAGGGGGUAAAGGCCUGAAGGGCGCCCCCUGCCAUCUCUGAUACACGCAUUUGAGCAUCUACACCCGCGGCAGGCACCUGGUGCCUCUGCCCAGCUGGAUUAUGCAGCUCUCUGGGGCAGGUGUUCCCAGGUGCGGACUUGAGACAAAGGAACCAGGAAGCGGGGCCUCCCUGAGUACAGGUAACCCGAGGCCCUGCUCCCCCGGCUCCUGUGGGCCGGCCUUAGGGGAUGGGGCGCACUCCCACAGAGGGCUCGGAGGAAUUCGCGGUGAACUGAGCAGGGUCAAGGUCCACAGAGAGCGAGGAAGGGGCGGAAUCCAGGAAGUCUUCCCGGUGGCAGUGAAUUCUUAGAGGGGUUCGGCGGGUGCCGAAGCAGCCCGGGCGCCGCGGAGCGCGGAGGCCCCGCCCCGCCCCCGCCCACCUAUGGGAACGCCAGCCCGGAGGGAGGCACGGCCGGCGGCCCUGCGGCCUCUGCCCUGGCCUCGGCUAGCCUGGGGGCCUCUGCCUAGGGCCUGACCGUGGGGAGGGGGCCCUCUCGUGCCAGUUCCCCGUGCGGCCGAGUUGGGAAGACCUCCGGGGGGCCCCCGUGCCCCGCACUGCCGCCGCGGUCCCCGGCCGUCCACGGGGGGCGGGGCGUGUCCGUGGUGGCGCCCUCUGGCGACCCAGAGGCGCGCAGCCGCGGCAGUUCCCGCGUACCGCCACCGAGACCCCCGUCCCCUCCCGCGCCCGCCGCCUCGGGGCUCCUGGCAUGCGGCAGCUCGGCGAGUGCCCUCCUGGUUUAGUCAUGGCGAAGCUGGAAACACUGCCUGUGCGCGCUGACCCAGGGCGGGAUCCCCUCCUGGCCUUUGCCCCGCGGCCCUCUGAGCUCGGACCCCCGGACCCUCGCCUGGCCAUGGGCACUGUGGGCAGUGGGGUGGCCCAUGCCCAGGAGUUUGCCAUGAAGAGCGUGGGCACCCGCACAGGGGGUGGGGGCAGCCAGGGCAGUUUCCCUGGCCCCCGAGGCAGCGGCAGUGGGGCCAGCAGGGAGAGGCCAGGCCGCUACCCCUCAGAAGACAAGGCUCUCGCCAACUCCCUCUACCUCAAUGGCGAGCUGCGGGGCAGUGACCACACAGAUGUCUGUGGCAAUGUGGUGGGCAGCAGUGGUGGCAGCAGCAGCAGCGGCGGCAGUGACAAGGCCCCACCACAGUAUCGUGAGCCCAGCCAUCCACCUAAGCUCCUGGCCACCUCUGGCAAGCUAGACCAGUGCUCAGAGCCGCUAGUUCGGCCUUCAGCCUUCAAGCCCGUUGUACCUAAGAACUUCCACUCCAUGCAGAACUUGUGCCCCCCACAGACCAAUGGGACCCCUGAGGGACGACAGGGCCCUGGUGGUCUCAAGGGUGGGCUGGACAAGUCUCGGACCAUGACUCCAGCAGGUGGGGGUGGGGGCGGCCUCUCAGACUCAGGCCGGAACUCACUCACAAGUCUGCCCACCUACAGCUCCAGCUAUAGCCAGCACCUGGCGCCUCUCAGUGCCUCCACCAGCCACAUCAACCGCAUUGGCACUGCCAGCUAUGGUGGUGGCAGCGGCAGCAGUAGCGGUGGUGGGUCGGGCUACCAAGACCUGGCAACGUCUGACAGUGGGCGGGCCUCCAGUAAGAGUGGGUCAUCCUCAUCCAUGGGGCGGCCAGGCCACCUGGGAUCCGGGGAGGGCGGAGGUGGAGGCCUGCCAUUUGCAGCCUGCUCACCACCCUCGCCCAGUGCUCUGAUCCAGGAGCUAGAGGAGCGGCUGUGGGAGAAGGAGCAGGAGGUGGCAGCUCUGCGGCGUAGCCUGGAGCAGAGUGAGGCGGCGGUGGCCCAGGUGCUGGAGGAGCGACAGAAGGCAUGGGAGCGCGAGCUGGCCGAGCUGCGGCAGGGCUGCAGCGGGAAGCUGCAGCAGGUGGCCCGCCGUGCCCAGCGUGCCCAGCAGGGCCUACAGUUGCAGGUGCUGCGGCUGCAGCAGGACAAGAAGCAGCUGCAGGAGGAGGCAGCCCGGCUGAUGCGGCAACGGGAAGAGCUUGAGGACAAGGUGGCGGCCUGUCAGAAGGAACAGGCUGACUUUCUGCCCCGGAUGGAGGAAACUAAGUGGGAGGUGUGCCAGAAGGCUGGAGAGAUUUCCCUCCUGAAGCAGCAGCUGAAGGACUCGCAGGCGGACGUGUCCCAGAAGUUGAGUGAGAUAGUGGGGCUGCGCUCGCAGCUGCGGGAGGGCCGGGCCUCGCUGCGCGAGAAGGAGGAGCAGCUGCUCAGCCUGAGGGACUCCUUCAGCAGCAAACAGGCCAGCCUGGAGCUGGGGGAGGGCGAGCUGCCCGCGGCCUGCCUCAAGCCAGCACUGACCCCUGUGGACCCGGCCGAGUCACAGGAUGCGCUGGCCACCUGCGAGAGCGACGAAGCCAAGAUGCGCCGUCAGGCCGGGGUGGCUGCUGCUGCCUCCCUGGUUUCCUUGGAUGGGGAGGUGGAUGCUGGGGGAGAGAGUGGGACGCGGGCCCUGCGGCGGGAGGUGGGGCGGCUGCAGGCUGAGCUGGCCGCUGAGCGGCGAGCCCGGGAGCGCCAGGGUGCCAGCUUCGCAGAGGAGCGCCGCGUUUGGCUGGAGGAGAAGGAGAAGGUCAUCGAGUACCAGAAGCAGCUGCAGCUUAGUUAUGUGGAGAUGUACCAGCGCAACCAGCAGCUGGAGCGGCGGCUGCGAGAGCGUGGGGCUGCCGGAGGUGCCAGCACACCAACCCCGCAACAUGGCGAGGAGAAGAAAGCCUGGACCCCCUCCCGCCUCGAACGCAUCGAGUCCACAGAAAUCUGAUCCCCUAGCUGGGCAUGUGGCCUUUUGACAAAUUCCCUGUCAAAGGCCAGAGUCCCCAAUAUCCCCCUCCCUGCCAUCUCUCUUCCCCACAUCUCCUACCAUAUCCCCAGACCAAAGAGGUUCUCAAAGCAGCUGUGACCAGGUCCCUCCCAGCUCUACCACUGCCCCUUUGGGCAGCCCACUCGAACCCUCUUCCCAAAGAGGGAAUGGAGGGAGGGCAGAGUGAGUGGGGAUGAGGGGCUCCGGCAGCAGGGGAGCCCAUGCUCCCUUUCUUGGCCCUCCCUCAUUGGAGAUGGAGGCAGCAGGCCUGCAGUGCUGUGAGGUGCCCCCACCCCUCAGUGGGUUUGGGCUGCUACUGUUGGCCACCCUGUGUCCAGUGAUGCUCUCUGUGCUCACAUCCUAGGCCAUGUAGCCUGAGGGGGCCUGCAUGGGGUCUGCUGAAGCUGACAGACCUUGGGUUCCUGGCCUCUCUCCUUCCUGCACUAGUCUCCCUCCCUGGGCAGAUUGGCAGGACAAGUGAGAGCAGAUGGCCUGUCUGUGGUUGAGAGGGCUACCUUCCCAGCCCCUCCCUGCAAGGUCUCUCGGGCUCAGGCCUCAGAGCCUAGCCUGGUCCUGAGUAUGGGUCCAUAUGUAUGUGUUGGGGGAGGGAAGGGCUGGGGCUGGAGGCUCUGCCCAGGAAAGUUCUGCCCUCCUGUUCUUGGGAAGGGUCACCUGGAAGCUUCCUAGCUCUACCCUCACCCUUCUAGCCAGGAUCCACAGGGCGACAGCCCCAUCUGCUUGGUUGACCCCUCACCUAGGGCCACUCUCCGGCUCUAACUACAGCUAUUAAGUGCUACCUGCCUCUCAGGCACUCCCCUCACCCAGUUUCGGAGGUUAUAUGAGUGUCUGUGAUGUCUUCCUGUGUCUUCCCCGACUCAAUUCCCCCAGCCUCCUUUCAUGCUCCAAACAUCAUUGUCCCAGGCUGCCUCUUCCCCUAAACCUUACCUUUUCUUCCAGUAGAAACUUCUGCUUGAUCUUUGGUGCACUGCCCACUUCCAAGCUCCACUGGGUCCAAGCCUGAGCCUGAGGCCCUUGUUUUGGGGGGGUGGGGGGUGGUUGUGAUUGCCCGUGAAGAACAAGGCUGCCCUGAGGGGAACACUGACCCCUGGGUUCCCAGGGCCCUGAGGUAGCCUGGUGUUUGCCAAGGGUAGGCCUGGCAUGGCCAUCAGUGGGGGUUGGGACAGCCAAUGUCACUUCCUUCCUCCUCUGGGGGCCCUCUCAGAGUCCAUCUUCCCGCAAUAGGAAGGGAAAGGCAAAUUUCUAAUUCACCAGCAAUAACAAUUGGAGGAGGGUUGGCCCUCAACCCUGGUAUUUCUCUUUCACGCUCUUCCUCCCUCCCCCAAGACUGGGUCUGGAGGGCAGGGUGGAGAGAGCUGACAACUACUGUGAGCACGUCCCCCAAUCCCUGACCAGCCUCCUCCCAUGACUGGUGACUGUUUAAUGAGCUGUGCAUCCCCCACAAAAACAGGAGUGCCUGUCUGUGCGGCCUCUAUCCUUCUGCACAGCCCCUUCCCUGUGGCCCUCACCAGAUCUCUGAGCUGAGUGAGGGGCCAUCCUGGCAAUCACUGCCCAUUCCACUCACCCCUCACUGCACCUGCCCCAGAACCUGGGCCAGAGGGGUGGGGGGAAGAGAAGGCAUUAGUACGAAAAAAGAUAGAAGAAAAAUAUUAACAGACAGCUUUGGGACUUCCAACCACAAAAGAAAUUAUAUAUAAAUAUAUAUAAAUAUAUAUCUCUACCAUAUGUGAUGGAAAGACUAGACUUCAUUUUCUUUUCCCAAAGAAAUAAAAUGGAGAAAGCCU